AUGAUGAAAUUCUUGGUUCUUUUUGCCUUGUUGGCUGUUAGCACUGCCUCUGCUGGUUUUGUGCCAUAUACUUGUGGACCACAUGCUUGUGGUUACGGUAACUCUUGUAUCUAUGAUGGUUACAUUUUCGGUUGUUUCCAUCGUUGUGAAUAUGUUGAAAUCGCUCAAUCAGUUGUCAACCAAUGGAAUGAUAAUGGUGUAGACUAUGUUCAAGUUGAUGUCACUGUCACCAACCAUGGUCCAUUUAAUGUCAACAAUAUUCUCAUUGGUUAUGAUGAUACUUUUAAGCCACGUGAUUCGUCUGCCGUCUGGAGAGCCGUUCAAUUGAAGAAUGGCCUUACCUUGCCAACCUACUCUGCACCCCUUGCUGUUGGUCAAUCUACCCACUUUGGUUACAUUAGCAUUGGAAAGGCUGCUUCUCACCUCUAUGUCAAGAAUAUUGCUCUUAUGCAUUAA
Molecule: messenger RNA, 456 nt
Organism: Cavenderia fasciculata
Lineage: Eukaryota; Evosea; Eumycetozoa; Acytosteliales; Cavenderiaceae
Product: cellulose-binding domain-containing protein
Exons: 2
Coding region: 1-456 (151 amino acids)
Biological process (GO): extracellular matrix organization
Cellular component (GO): extracellular matrix
Molecular function (GO): carbohydrate binding; extracellular matrix structural constituent
Source: RefSeq, a predicted model, not a curated record